This is a messenger RNA of Botrytis fragariae, 753 nucleotides long. RefSeq names its product putative phytanoyl- dioxygenase family protein. The record is from RefSeq and is a predicted model, not a curated record. The transcript has 5 exons. The coding region runs from base 1 to 753 and encodes 250 amino acids. NCBI's taxonomy places the organism in Eukaryota, Fungi, Ascomycota, Leotiomycetes, Helotiales, Sclerotiniaceae.
AUGUCAUACAGAGAAGACGGGUCAGUCCUUCUAGAACUGCCGAUGGAAAAUAAUAAUAACAACACCAACACCGCUGCUCAACCUACAAUGCCGCCGCCAAUCAAUCCAUCACAAGUGCCGAAUUUUGGUCUCGAGUUGAAAGCCGUUGGGAUUGAGGAUGGAGAAGAUAUCUCAAUGACUACCUCGUCCACAAAUGACAACGGCGAUGAUGGGCCACUUCUUUCCGGGCGAUCGUUGAAUAACCAGAACAAUAACAACAGGACUGACCCUCGCCAGAACAGUGUUCAACAACGUCCCGAUACCUUGCACCCUACGAACAUUGCUCUUGAGCUCGAGUUCCCUGGGGAGAACGAACUAUUGAUAUGGACAAUCUAUCCGGAUGGACCACUUCUUUUCGUAUUAUCACCAGAUAACCAGACUGUUAACGAUGACUCAACUGCUCCAGGUGCUUGUAACAGCGAAAAGCCAAAAGCCGAUGCCUUGGAUCUUACAGAUAUCGUUCUGGAAUUGGAUGCAACCAAUGAUGUUCCUCUUGGGUCGGAGACAACUACGAACGUUUGUGAAUUGGAAUCAUCGAUUCUGGAUAAUAAGCCAGCUUUUGAAGAUGCUGUCAUGGAAACGGGCCGCUGUUCAAUUCCUGUGGUUGAAUUCAUCAAGAGUGAUCCGUUGACCCUCACAAAUAAAAGACCUGGUGGUGUCUCUUUAUAUGCUGUUUCCAACAAGGCAGAGCAGUUUUGGAGAGACGAUGGAUGA